Molecule: messenger RNA, 633 nt
Organism: Poeciliopsis prolifica (blackstripe livebearer)
Lineage: Eukaryota; Metazoa; Chordata; Actinopteri; Cyprinodontiformes; Poeciliidae
Gene: rskra
Product: ribosomal protein S6 kinase related a
Biological process (GO): protein phosphorylation
Molecular function (GO): protein kinase activity; ATP binding
Source: RefSeq, a predicted model, not a curated record
AUGACGUGGCAAAUCAGGAAUCCUAGAGAGGAUCCACCAGCUCCACGUCGCUUCAGUCAUGGCUUCCUGUCAUGAGUCGCUCGCAGACUCGGAUGCUUUGCUGUGUUUUCUCAGCCUGUGGGAGUGGACCUGGAGCCGCUUCCUCUAGGUGACAGGGAAGGAGUGUCUGAGAAAGAGAAACCUCCUCCAGGCCUCAUUUUGCUCUUCCUGCCAGAGUUUCCACAACGUAAAUCUCCAUCAGAGGACUGCUGUCAGGCCCUCGAUGUCAUCGCUAAAGGCUCUCUUGGACCCGUCCUGAAAGUCAGGGUUGUUCAUCAGGAGGUUUGGCCUGCUAAGGUUCUACCGAAGGCAGAGAUCUUAAAACAUGGAGUGCUGGAGCAAACGAAAGAAGAAGAUAUAAUUCAGAGGCAGCUCAGACAUCCGUUUAUUCACCGUGUGCAGGUCUGCUGGCAGACACAGAACCACCUCUUCAUCAUGUUGGAAUACUGCAGCGCUGGAGACGUGCACUGGUUACUGAAGGGCCAGUUUGACCAGGACCAGGUUCGACUCCUUGCUGCAAAGCCUUGGGCCUUUGUCUUAGACAGGUCCACCAAGUCUGUGUUGUGGCUGUGCGGGUGGGACGCAGUCCAGUGA